ACUUCACAAAAAUAUAUUUCUUUUAGUGAUGAUGUCGGAGUAUUACGAUCAUUACCAUCGUUGGGAGCCCUUAGCCGAAUUUCAUUUCUUUUUUGACGAUGAUGAGGAAUUUUACGACGACAAUUACGUUUAUUGUUUAUGUAGUCGAGCUGUAAUAAGAGAUGGAAUAAGAACUUAUUACGCUGAAAAGGAAUAUGGCACUGAAAGUGAAGCAGAAAUUGCAGCCGACUCUCAAUCACAGGAUAUUGACGAUCAUUCUCACGUACAUUUCUCUGUUGACACUUCUUACAAGACUAAAUGUGAGAAAGAUGAAGGCGCCAGUUGCUACUGUAGUGCAUCACAUACAGACAACUAUUGUUCAAAUGAUGAACUAGAUCCUACUCAAAUACAUGGUUUCCCAUCCCAUGCUCUUCAACCAAGCGACAGUGGGGCUGACCUCACAUAUCAGGACUGCCAUUCUGACUACACCACACUUGACAAAAUAGAAAGAAUGGAACAGGAUAUCAUUGAAACCAAUGAGAAUUACCUAUCAGAUAAUACAUGGGAAAAAUUUUGGGCUACCAAUGGUGAAAGACUAAUUUGGGCUUCCUGGAUUAAGAAGUACAGUGACUACAUAAAUCCCACAUAUCUAGAUGAAAACCAUGAUCUUGUUAUGGAUGAUAACAACAUUCCCAAACAGCACUCAGCUGAGCCUUUAUGUAAUAAGGAUAUAGUUGAUUACAGAGAAAAUGAUGACAUUAAGGUUAUGAGAGAGAGGAAAUUCUCUUAUGAUUCAAAAGUCAAUCCUUACAAAAAGACUAGUAAAGACCAGAAUUAUGAAGAUAAAUAUGAUAAACGAAGUGAAAAAGUAAGUGACAAAGAUGAAAUGUGGCUUCCUGCACGUAGAAGACGAUCUUGCUCUGAACAUGAUGGAAUUGUAAGUCCCAGAACACUUCCAGGGACAGAUUCCAUGACAAAUGUAACAAAACUAACUCUUUCGAGUUAUAAUGUUACUUCCAGUCAUGUAACCUCAGAAUCUACGCCUACAGAUGACUAUAGUGUUUCAUCAUCAACUUCCACAUCUGACGAUCAAUUAAAUGAUCAGACAAGAAUCAUAAAUAUUGAUGAUAAUUCAGAACAAAUGCCAUCUGAAGAUUUAGAUACUGAACAAUAUUGGCAAUUCCUAUGGAAGAAACAUUUUGGCGAACAAUAUGCUUUGCACUACGCAAAUUAUAUUGAAUGUCAUGAAAUAAGAAACAGAGAAAUAUCUGCUUUGAAUGUACAAGAAAGUAAAAUUGAAGAAUUGAAAGGUUUGGAUAAUGAGUGUGAGAAUAGUGAAGGGAAUUCACAGGAACUGCCUUCUGUUAUUGAAGUUCAAACCCAAAUCGAUAAAAUUAACUUAGAAGAAAAGAUUGUCAAGCCAAAAAGGAGGACUAAAAAUGCAAGUAAUCGUAUCAUUAGCUCCGUGGGUGUACUGCUACAAAAUUUACUCAAAGAACAAAAGGACAAGUCAUUCGACGAAGCCUUUGAUGGUGAAGAUGGAACAACUAAUAAUGAAAAGUCUGAGUCAUUGGUAAUGGAGAAGAAUGAAAAUACAACUGGAUCAAAUAAUCUGCAAAACAACAGCAACGUUUCCAAACACGAUUAUUAUGACGGAGACGACGAUCCGCCUGAAGAAAAGCCGGUCUCAUUAAAGAGAAGUCAUGAAAUUGAUGACGAAGAGGUGAAUUCAGAAAAAGUAAAAUCAACAUUCCAAAUCAUGGGUUUCUCAUUCGACUCAGAGAAGAUGCCGAAGGGUCAGCUUAUUUAUAGAAAGCGGUUAGGGAGAUUGCGUCCGCCACGGUACAAGCGAUCCGGAGCGUCGAAGAAAACAUAUUUUGAUGAUGAAGGAAAACCGUAUCACUUGGAACAGAAUCAAGAAUCACAAGAUGAAGGCGAAAUGCUUACCGAUUAUGAUGGUCCAGAACUACAAUCAGAUGGUGAGAAAAAUAACUCAGAUAUCAAAUUAGAAGAAAGCACAAACAAUGAUACAGAAAACAAUGAUUCUAAAGAUAAAGAGAUUGAAAGCGAAGCUACAUCUGAAAAUACAGCAGAUAUUUUACAAGAGAACGUAGAACAAUCGCAGAGUGAUGUUAUUGAAAGCAAAAACGAUGAACAAACGGAUGUUCAUGUCGAAAUAACAAGUCUAAACAAACGCAGGCGUCGACCGAAAAGAUAUCCUCGAAUGGAGGAUUAUGAUACAACAGAUAUGCCAAUUGAACUCAAAGGAGAUGAGAAAAUGUUUAAGUAUUGGAAGAAACGACAUUCACUGUUUCAUCGCUUCGACGACGGUAUUCAGCUGGACCGCGAGAGCUGGUUCAGCGUGACGCCGGAGAGCGUGGCGCGCCACAUCGCCGACAAGUGCGGGCGCGACCACGUGGUGGACGCCUUCUGCGGCGCCGGCGGGAACACCAUACAGUUCGCGCUCACGUGCAAGAGAGUAACCGCCAUAGACAUCGAUCCAGCGAAGAUAGAAAUGGCAAAACACAACGCCGAAGUUUAUGGUGUAGCAGACCGAAUAGAGUUUAUUGUGGGAGACUUUUUUGAAAUAGGACCAACUCUAACAGCGGACAUGGUGUUUUUAAGCCCUCCGUGGGGAGGGCCGAAUUAUUCUGAUAAUUAUGAAUAUGAUAUAGAAACUAUGCUGGAACCCAAACCUGCAUCAGAAUUAAUGAGGAUUGCUCGGGAUAUUAACUCGAACAUAGCAUUGUACUUACCGAGAAACACAAGAAUGGAUCAGAUACUUUCCAUUGCUCAAGAAGUUGGUGGUUCUGUAGAGAUAGAACAAAGUUAUUUAGAUAAAAGAUUUAUAGCACUUACUGCUUAUUUUUAUUAGAAAUAAUUGUAAUACUGAAUACAUCACACAUUUUCAAGUAUGUAUAUCAAUUUUCAUGAAUUGCUUUAAGCAUCCCAUAUUUUCAUCAAUAAAAAAUGUUGUUAAAAUUUUAUGAUUACAUUAAGAAGUGAAAAUAAUAUGUCUCAAAAUUAAUUGAUUAUUCAAAUUAUAAUUAAUAUUUAUAAUAGAUUUAAAAUAUAUUCAAAUAAAUAUUUCAGUAUAUAGCUCUGUAAUGUUCCGAGUUACCUGCAUUUAAACUGUCUUAACAAAUAUAUGAAUAUAGUGUAAUUUUACAAUAUUUUUAUAUUACCUCAAUGUUGCUUUUUUUUGUACAUAUUACACAGUACAUAUAACAGCGCUGUUUUUUUAUUUUAAUAAAAAGUAACAAGCAAUAACUAUACUAAUAGGGUUAACACUACUUUUUUCUUACCUAACAUUGUAUUUUAAAAUAAAUAUAUUUAAAUAGAAGAUGUAUAUCGCAAUAUGAAAACAAUAUGUAAAUUGCCUUAAAAUUUGAAAGCUACAGUUUUAAAAAUAAAUAAAAAUAAGAGUACUAUAUUAUUAUAAAAUUUAAGAAUUUCAUCAAUUUAUAUCUAUAUCAAGGUUUGCUAUAUAUGUUCUCUUUUUGAAGAAAAAACAAUGUGUAAUCUUUUUACGCAGUCCUUAAGCUAUUGUGUAUCAAAUUACUUCAACUUGCAUUUAGUAAAUAGAUAGAUAUUUUAUCUAGCAGAAAUAUAUUGUAAUGCACUGUAGAAAUUAAUUUUCAUGUGUCAAAAAUUAUCUGUGUAUUAUUUUAAGUGUUACCGUACUUAUGUAAACAAUAAAUUUGAAAAUCGCCUAUUGGCACGUAGACAUCUGAUUGUGUAUUUGAUGAGAUUGAUAUUCUGGUAUUGAAAACUCAAAUUUAAAAAUUUAUAACUAAAGUCAGAUAUGUAUGUGAUUGAAUGCAUUUAUAGAUGAAUACCUAUUUGUAGGCCUUGUGUGUGUGACCAUAAAUGUUGUGAUCUCUGUAAAUAUUUGUUGAUGAUAUUAUACAACUUCAACUGUGA
This is a messenger RNA of Vanessa tameamea, 3903 nucleotides long. It is a transcript of the gene Tgs1, whose product is annotated as Trimethylguanosine synthase 1. Gene Ontology annotation, cellular component: nucleus. The record is from RefSeq and is a predicted model, not a curated record. Lineage: Eukaryota; Metazoa; Arthropoda; Insecta; Lepidoptera; Nymphalidae. Gene Ontology annotation, molecular function: RNA cap trimethylguanosine synthase activity. The transcript is spliced from 10 exons. Gene Ontology annotation, biological process: 7-methylguanosine cap hypermethylation; 7-methylguanosine RNA capping. Bases 29 to 2854 code for a protein of 941 amino acids.